Molecule: messenger RNA, 1278 nt
Organism: Gamsiella multidivaricata
Lineage: Eukaryota; Fungi; Mortierellomycota; Mortierellomycetes; Mortierellales; Mortierellaceae
Product: alpha/beta hydrolase fold-domain-containing protein
Exons: 5
Coding region: 42-1217 (391 amino acids)
Molecular function (GO): hydrolase activity
Source: RefSeq, a predicted model, not a curated record
GCCCUUUCUUUAUCUCUCCUCUCCCCUUUCCCGCGCAUAAGAUGACGAUAAAGCCAGACGAGUUGUCCCCUCUACAGCGGCGACUGAAGCAUGAACGAUGGACUCCACUGGCCUACGGACAUCUCGCCUGCGCCAUAGUGGCCAGAGUGACAAAGUACACUGGAUUAUACAUCGCAGGAAAGACACCUCCAAAACAGCCAUACAUGAUCGGCGCUGCUGUGGCAAUAUUGUUCCCUGCCAUUGAAUGUCUCAGCAUCCGUCAGUACCGAACGUUCAUGAAGGCAGCUGUCAACUUUACACAUAUCCGAGCUGGCUUGGGAUCAGAAGCAAAAAAGGCGAAAUGGACGACCAAAAUCCAAGGAGAUGGAUGGAAGGGCUACUGGAUUCCAUUCCAGGAUCAAUUGGUCGAUACCAAGAAAACCACUGCAGCAGAAAAGGUGUUCGACCCUAGCAAUAUUCCCCUGGGAACCGGGUGCGACAUGGUGGUCGUUGCUGUCCACGGCGGCGGAUACAUCGAUGGAGGUGCGCUGAUGUUCCUGGAUUACUUCAGAAGGUUGAUGAUGAGUGCGCAGAAGGAUCAAACUCUCAGGAUUGGGAUUCUCUCGAUAGAGUAUGGCCUCUCCCCGGAGAACCCAUACCCGCACGCUAUGAACGAGAUUAUUGCUUCCUAUCGGGAUCUCAUCAAGCUUCACGGUGUCGAGUCCAAGCGAAUUAUUUUUCUUGGGGACUCUGCCGGUGGAAACAUAUGUCUAGGAACAUCUCUCAAACUGCGCGACGCCUUUUCAGAACUCGGCUCCCCUGCAGGUCAAAUUCUGAUCUGCCCAUGGGCUCGCUCAGCUGAUCCCCUGGAGAGCUCUCUCUACGAUGUCGUGAGUGCUAUCGGAUGCGAGAUCUAUACUGAGGCCUAUACCCAGAAUGACCCCGAAACGGCAAUGUGUACCUAUACCUCUCCGUCGAGUGCAUUAUCUUUGACAGGAUUGCCACCAAUGCUGAUAUUCAUCGGGGGCGUUGAGAUCCUACGUCCCUCGAUCGAGCAGUUCGUGGACAGGGCUCGCAACGAGGGUGUCGACGUCAAGAGUGUGCUAGGAGAGGGCCGAUCCCACAAUUAUUUUUUGUUGGAUGACAUCUCCACAAAGCAGGACCGCGAGGAGGCAUUAAGAGAAAUGGGCGAAUUUGUGUUGCGGGCACAUCGCCAGUCUACGCAGGCGACAGAGUAAUAAAACAAGAGGGCUUUCCAUUAGACAAGACAACAAAUCAGGAAUAAUAAAACCUAGACGG